AUGGUUGAAUUUGUCUCUAUCAAUGGCGCUAAGUUAGCAUACCGCUUAGUCGGACCUGAGAAUGCACCUCUGAUAAUCACCCUGCACGGCGGCCGAGGGUUUGGAGACCAUAAAUCAGACUUCAAAGCAUACUCACCCCUCUCCUCUUUGUAUCGGGUACUUUCCUUCGACUUUCGAGGACAUGGUCAAAGUUCACGAACAGAGCCUUUUACCUUUCAUCAACUAGUUGAAGAUAUUGAGGGAAUACGGCGGCAUUUCCUUGGAGCUGAUCAACCCUGUAUUGUAUGCGGCGGUAGUUUCGGCGGGUUCCUGGCCCAGCAGUAUGCAAUCACUUAUCCAUCUCGAGUUUCAAAUUUGAUUCUUCGAGGAACUGCUCCUUCGCAUCACCAUGAAGAAACGGCUAUUCAUACUCUAGAACAAAGAGCAUCUAAAGCCCCAGGUCUUUCCAUCAAAUUUCUGAAGGAUAAGAUAUUCGGUCGAUUCGAAAGCGAUCUCGAGUUCCAACUCGUCAUGUAUGCAGCUGCGCCGCUAUAUAGCGAGCACUUUGAUCCCGAUAUCGCGUUGAAGCACAACAUUGAGACCGUGUUUUAUGCAAAGUCUCAUAAUGAUCUGUAUUCCGAACAGGAGAAGUAUUUCGAUUAUAGAGAUCAACUUCAUUCGAUCACGGCGAAGACUUUGGUCAUUGUGGGAGAGCGCGAUUGGAUUUGCCCGCCAGAGCAAUCUAAAACUAUUGCUUCGAAAAUUCCAGGUGCGUACUUGAAGGUUAUUGCGAAUGCCAAUCAUGGCGUUCAUCUAGAGAAAAAUGCGGAAGUGAUUGAGCUCAUUAAGGAACAUGUUUUAUGA
Molecule: messenger RNA, 843 nt
Organism: Penicillium arizonense
Lineage: Eukaryota; Fungi; Ascomycota; Eurotiomycetes; Eurotiales; Aspergillaceae
Product: alpha/beta fold hydrolase
Exons: 4
Coding region: 1-843 (280 amino acids)
Biological process (GO): proteolysis
Molecular function (GO): peptidase activity
Source: RefSeq, a predicted model, not a curated record